AUGAGAUCGACUUUCGUGCUUACGCUUAUCAUAACGCUACUAGGGGUGUCCCAGGGCCAACGCUUUUUGCGUAAUACCGGCCAGGCCAGAGCUCAGGUUCAAGCCGAAAUGGAACUCGAUGGCGUGGAUCUGGGAGGCAUGUCCAGAGAAAUGUUCCUCAUGAAGGACAAAAACUGGGAGCUUUUGCCUCCAGAUCUGGAAGGCGUUAGCGGUAGUAUGAAGAGACACAUUCUCAAAUAUUUCAAAGAUCCCGUAAAACUCAGCUUGCAAAAGAAAACUGGAAAGUACGGAAGACGAGCGAUUGCCAAGACAGAAGCUGGGCAGAAGCUUAGGGCAUAUUGGAGGGAAAGCCCUCCGGGUACUAUUGAAAGGUUCAAACCGUCCGAGCUGCUGGAUGUUCCGUACGAUGAUGCUGUUCGAUCGCGGUUGUCAAUGGUAGAAUUUGAAGUGCAAUUGCCACCCAGGCCAAAAUCCAAAAAACUGCCUUCCGUUGUCUACUCGGUGGCCAUUGAAUCGGGGUCCAUGAACCCAAAAUGCAUUGUACCCCGCGGCGCUGGAAGAAUCAGAGUCUACCCAGAAGGACGCUCUGGAAAGCCCAUUGAUGCCGGGCCCGGAAACUUCGGUCUUUCCAUCAGAUCAGGUCUUGUAGAUCCUGGAUGGGCACGGGGACGCCCUGCUUUCCGCAAAGGACGACCUACAGGUCUAAUCUAA
This is a messenger RNA of Seminavis robusta, 711 nucleotides long. Lineage: Eukaryota; Bacillariophyta; Bacillariophyceae; Naviculales; Naviculaceae. The record is from the annotation of a GenBank genome assembly.